AUGCAAGCAAAAGAAGAUGGUAAGGUAGAUGUGUUAACUCAAUUUAUGACAGAAACAAGGUCAUCAAUUCGGAGCUUGGAAACUCAUAUUGGACAGUUUUCCACGUUAAUGACAAACCGAGCUCAAGGUAACUUUCUAAUCACUACUGAAGUGAAUUCGAAGGGAAAUCCUAAUGAACGGUGCAAAGCUAUUACCUUGAAGAGUAGAACAGUGUAUGAGGGAUCGAGUAUAGAGAAGAAAGUUGAGCAAGAUCAGGAUCAACAUGCACCUACUAUUGAGGACAAGAAGACGAGUGAAGAGAUGGUUACUGAGAAUCUUCCAUCAAGAGAAGUGGUACCACCGGUGUCUAUAGAUCAUCACAUCAAAAUUCCAUAUCCACAAAGACUCCAAAAGAAUAAGGCACUAGAACAGAUGCCCAGUUACCUUAAGUUUAUGAAAGAGAUUUUCUCAAAGAAGAGAAAGAUGGAGAACUACGAUACUGUGGCAUUGACAGAAGAAUGCAGCUCCAUUCUGCAAAGGAAGCUUCCACAGAAGUUGAGGGAUCCUGAAAGUUUUACAAUCCCUUGCAUAAUUGGUAACUUUGAGUGUAAGCACGCGUUGUGUGAUUUGGGAGCCAACAUUAAUCUUAUGCCUCUAUCAGUAUUCAGAAGACUUGGUUUGGGUGAGGGAAAGCCAACUACUGUCACAUUACAGUUAGCAGAUCGAUCACUGGCUCAUCCGAGGGGGAUCAUAGAAGAUGUGUUAGUAAAGGUCGAUAAGUUCAUCUUCCCAACAGAUUUUAUAGUUUUGGAUAUGGAGGAAGAUACAAACGUGCCAAUUAUCCAUGGAAGACCUUUUCUAGCAACAGAACAAGCUUUAAUUGAUGUUCAAAAGGGAGAACUUCGAUUGAGAGUUCAGGGGGAUGAGGUAGUGUUCAGUGUUUUAGAAAGAAAGUGGAACAAUGAUGCCUUAGAGGCGAUUUUUAAUGAUGGUGAGGAAAAUGAUGAUGAUGCCGAGACGAGGGAAUAUGUCAAGUGGAUAAACUCUUACUAG
This is a messenger RNA of Humulus lupulus (European hop), 1032 nucleotides long. RefSeq lists its product as uncharacterized. The coding region runs from base 1 to 1032 and encodes 343 amino acids. The record is from RefSeq and is a predicted model, not a curated record. Lineage: Eukaryota; Viridiplantae; Streptophyta; Magnoliopsida; Rosales; Cannabaceae. The transcript is spliced from 3 exons.